Molecule: messenger RNA, 1640 nt
Organism: Phytophthora nicotianae INRA-310
Lineage: Eukaryota; Oomycota; Peronosporomycetes; Peronosporales; Peronosporaceae
Product: trimethyllysine dioxygenase
Exons: 1
Coding region: 209-1516 (435 amino acids)
Biological process (GO): carnitine biosynthetic process
Cellular component (GO): mitochondrion
Molecular function (GO): trimethyllysine dioxygenase activity; iron ion binding
Source: RefSeq, a predicted model, not a curated record
CAAGCCUUGAGCCAAUCAGCGUCGCGUGGUAGUCUCAACUUGCGAAUCAUCGGCGUCGUCACUCGUCCAGGUGGAUAUCCGCCCCACGUUGCGCUCGGGCAAGAACUCGGCGUCUUCGUGUCUCUGGCAGCUUCAAGUGCCAGUCUCGAUCACUCCCGAGUUCGCCAAGAAGGUCUAGAGUCGUCCACAAGCCCCAGUCUCUCGAAACAUGCGUCUACAAGCGAUCCGUCCGCUGCGCAGUCUGCUGCACUCGAAUGUCGCCGUCUCCAGUGCGCUGCAGCCCUGGAGUGUACGCAGGUUCGCGUCGGCGCUGGUCGACAAACAGCAGGAGGACGAGCGCAUCACUAAAGUGGUGGAGCUGGCUAACGAGCAGGCCGUGCGCGUCACGUUCGAGGAUGGCGCCACCGCCAAGUUCCACAAGCUGUGGCUGCGCGACCACUGCCGCUGCGAGCACUGCAUGCACCCGGAGACGCGCCAGCGCCAGCUAGACACAGCCUCCAUCCUCAUGAAUACACCGUUCCACCGGCUCCAAGUCACGAACGCCGGUGGCGCUGUGGCCAUCGACUGGGAUGCACCCGUUCGCGGCACUCGGUGCACGGCCAGUGAGUUUGACGCGCAGUGGCUGCGUGAUCACGCGUAUGCAUUGGAAGGAGGCAACGCGGACGACGAAGAGACUGCGCCCUACCCGAAGUCGUAUCGCCAGCCACGCCUGACGACGCAGAAACUCUGGGCAGGCGCCGAUUUUAAGCUGCCCACGCACGACUACAACAAGUGCGUCGAUAACAUCGAGCCGCUCAUGCGCGACCUGUACUUCUACGGUCUAGUGCGUGUGUCCAACACGCCCAACUCUAUGGAAGCCACGGAGAAAUUCUCCAAGAAGAUCGGCUUCGUAUUGCGCACGAUCUACGGGACGAUGUGGACGACCAACCCCACGAACGACGCGGAAGGAUACAACGAUACUGCGUCUACGAACUUGGAGCUGCUGCACCACACUGAUGGCACGUACAUCCGCGACCCGCCUGGACUGCAGAUCUUCAACUGUGCGGCCCAGGCUGGCGAGGGUGGUGAGAGUCGCUAUGUGGACGCGUUCCACGUGGUGGAGACACUCAGGAAAGAGAACCCUGAGGCUUUCCGCGUGCUGAGCACGACCCCUCUUCCUUACUUCACUGUGGACAAUGACGCUCACUUGGCUACUAUGGAGCCGCUUAUCCGCGUAGACUACGCUGGCAACGUCGUGCAAUUCCGGCACAAUGACUACGACCGUGCACCGUUGACGCAUCUGAGCUUCGAGGAGGUGGGUGAGUUCUACAAGGCACACCGCAAGCUGCUGGAAGUCAUGCGCAGACCAGAGAUGGAGUUCUGUAUGAAACUCCAGGUGGGCGACAUGGUCGUCGUGGACAACCAGCGCGUGAUGCACGGCCGCCACGCCUUCCAGGGCGGAGAUCGAGCUCUCAUUGGCUGCUACAUUGGCCGGACGGAGUAUGAGAGCCGUCUGCGCGUACUCGGCAUCAUUUAAUCAUUUGCGCUGAAUUUGGUAGACACGAGAGUCUGCUCUUGAUAAGUUUAACAAGAAAAUUUGAAGAUUAACAACAGUUUUGGGUCUUUUUAUCUAAACGAAACAAUAAUUUUUAGUUGAAGCG